Momordica charantia (bitter melon) is the source of this 2691-nucleotide messenger RNA. NCBI's taxonomy places the organism in Eukaryota, Viridiplantae, Streptophyta, Magnoliopsida, Cucurbitales, Cucurbitaceae. The record is from RefSeq and is a predicted model, not a curated record.
UCUCCUUCAAAAAGCAAUCGCAAUAGGAGGACUGGUUGGUAAAUGGCAACCAUCACCGUGUUCGUCCACGCUCCGUCGUUCGGUCGUCUUCUUUUCUUUUCCCGCUGCGCUGAAUCCGAUUUCGGAUACGAAACCCUAAUUUGAAGCUUUAUAUCUCAAGUAAUCACAAUUGAAAUCCAUUGUCAUUUCCGACUUCUUCUGGUACAGCUACUGAUCGAUCGUUUCGUUUCUACUAAUUUCAUAUUCUAGGCUUUCUACCUCAGGCGGAGGUGUCUAUUUUGCUUAAUUAUGUUGUUAUCGGAUUUUUAAGGAACUUAAUAGCAUAAACUCCGAUGGUAUAAUUGGGGCGGGUAUGGAGUUUUGCCCAAUUUUGCGGGGUUAGUUAUCGGACUUAUAUUAGAUGGCGAGUGGUGUUGAUGAAGACGGGGAUGCUGUUCUCAGCGACGUUGAAUGUGAUGAUCCCGUGCCCAUUGCGAUUCAUAAUCCGUCUCCGGAUGAAAUCUCCGUCGAGAGGUUUCGGGAGAUUCUUGCAGAGCGCGAUCGUGAGCGGCAAGCUCGAGAAGCAGCGGAGAAUUCGAAAUCGGAAUUGCAAGUAUCGUUUCAUCGCUUGAAAGCGCUUGCCCACGAGGCAAUUAAGAAGCGCGAUGAGUGUGCGAGGCAGCGGGACGAGGCAUUGAGGGAAAAGGAAGAAGCUUUGAAAUUUAAUGAAAAGGUUUCAGCGGAGUUGGCUGAGGCGAAUCGGCAGAAAGAUGAGGUCUCAAAACUUAGGGAUGAGAUUGCCAAGCAAUUUGACGAGAUCCUAAAGGAAAGGGAUACUUUGAGAUCGGAAAUUGGCAAUGCGUCACAUAUGCUGGUCACUGGGAUUGACAAGAUAUCCGCAAAAGUGAGUAAUUUCAAAAAUUUUACAGCUGGUGGGCUGCCUAGGUCGCAAAAGUAUACGGGAUUGCCUGCAGUUGCCUAUGGAGUCAUCAAGAGGACAAAUGAAAUCGUUGAAGAGCUUGUUAAGCAGAUUGACACCACAACGAAGUCAAGGAACGAAACCAGGGAACAGAUGGAGUAUAGGAAUUAUGAAAUUGCCAUUGAGGUUUCUCAGCUUGAAGCUACAAUCAGUGGGCUGAGGGAUGAUGUUUCCAAGAAAACUUCUGAUAUUGAAAACCUGGAGAACGCUAUUGCCGAAAAGGAUAGAAAGAUAUCUGAAAUUGAAGCAGAUCUGUCUGUUAAAUUAAGCAGGGCCGAGGAUGAAGCUUCUAAGCUAAGGCAGCUAAUGCAUGAGUAUGAUGAUAAGUUAAGGAAUUUGGAGUCAAAAGUGGAGUCCCAAAGACCUUUACUUAUUGAUCAGUUGAGUUUCAUUUCAAAAAUUCACGACCAAAUUUACGAUAUUAUUAAGAUAGUUGAUGCUAGUGAUGCAGACCAUUCAGAAUUUUCGGAGUCUUUGUUUCUACCCCGAGAAACAGACAUGGAGGAGAAUGUACGUGCAUCUUUGGCAGGAAUGGAAUCUCUUUAUGCAUUAACAACACUUGUCAGGGACAAGACUAGGAGUUUAAUCGAUGAGAAGGUUCAUGAGAUUAAGAAUUUAAAUCAGGCAGUUGCCCAGUUGCUCAAGGAGAAAGACCAUAUUGGAUAUUUACUGAGGAGUGCACUAUCGAAGAGGAUGACAUCUGAUCCCUCUUCAAAAGCAAAUCAAUUGUUUGAAGUUGCGGAGAAUGGUUUAAGAGAGGCUGGGAUUGAUUUCAAAUUCAGCAAGCUUCUUGGAGACGAGAAGUUUCCAGCUUCCAGGGACAAUGGGAAUGCACUAGAUGCAGAGGAGGAUGAAAUAUUCACCCUGGCUGGUGCUUUGGAGAAUAUUGUGAAGGCAUCUCAGAUUGAGAUAAUUGAUCUACGACAUUCCCUGGAAGAAUUAAGGGCAGAGUCAGUUUUACUUAAAGAGCACCUGGAAUCCCAAUCCAAGGAGCUUAAACUUAGGUCACUUCAAAUUCAGGAACUUGAAGAGAAGGAGAGAGUUGCCAAUGAAAGUGUUGAAGGGUUAAUGAUGGACAUUACAGCUGCGGAAGAAGAAAUCGUGAGAUGGAAGGUGGCUGCAGAGCAAGAAGCUGCUGCUGGCAGAGCUGUUGAACAGGAGUUUCUGGCACAGAUCUCAGCUAUUAAGCAGGAGCUUGAAGAAGCAAGGCAGGCGAUGGUGGAUUCGGAUAAAAAACUCAAAUUCAAAGAAGAGACAGCAAAUGCUGCCAUGGCAGCCAGAGAUGCAGCUGAGAAAUCAUUGAGACUAGCAGACUUGAGGGCGUCUAGGUUGAGGGAAAGGGUGGAAGAGCUGACCCGCCAGCUCGAAGAGCUUGACAACCGGGAAGAAUCUAGAAGAGGAUUAAAUGGGCAUAGAUACGUUUGCUGGCCAUGGCAGUGGCUUGGACUCGACUUUGUUGGCUCUCGCCGCCCAGAAACACAGCAAGAGAGUUCAAACGAGAUGGAACUUUCUGAGCCUCUUCUCUGAGAUUUUUCUCUCUCUUUUUGGUUGGGUGGGUUGGGGGGGGGUUAGUCUCUGUAUUUAUUGUGAAAAAGAUUAGAAGAUUAGAGAAAUAUAUAAUGUGCAGCUACUUUGUUAUUGAAUGCUCCUGGGUGAUUGAUUGUUUUUCAGGUAACAGUUGCUUCGAGCAGAAGUGAAUCUAUUAAUAACACCGUUCUUUCAUUUUGUGCUUC